AGCACCAACAGGGAAAACAGCGGUCUAUGUCCCGUAUCCUUCGUUGGCACCGCCUUCACUAAAAAUUCACCGGCCAAACGCCUCUGCACAAAAUUUAAAUCUCGUUUUCUCCAUUACCGAGUUUUCUACAUGCUCCCUCGCGUCUCCCCUCUCAUCCGCACUAUACAAAUCUCCUACUGUCUCCCGGCGCGUAAAAUGACGCGCGCCGCUCCUCUUCCCCUGGCUCUCCCGGAAAUCUCUGCAUUCUCCGUUCACCAUUCCUCGCAGCUAGUGAUUAUUGGAAAAUCGAAUCAUUCCGAGUAUAGUUCUCUGUCCAAUUCCUCGCUGUUUACUCGGAGAUUUCACGCUUUGUGCAGAGGAGAUGAGAAGCUUUUAAAGGCAAGAAGUGGAACGGUUUUCGCGUCAAAUAGGGAGUACAGAAAGCUGAGGAGGAAACCUGUUAAGAAGAAGGAGAAGGAGUUGGAGCUAAAUGUUAGUAUUUGCAUUGAAGAAGAGUUGCCUGAUGAUACUGAAAUCUUGAGCAUCGCGGAAAUGCUUCGUCUAAAUGUACCCAUGGCAAUGAAGUUAGGUUUUGAACGUUUACACAAUUCACAGCAUGAGACAAGAGAAACUGCCAUUCAAGAUGUUGGUGGAUUUCAGAGUGUCGAGUUGUCUGUGCUUCUUUGCAAUGAUGAGUUCAUUCGCAAGCUUAAUAAGGAAUGGAGAGAUGAGGACCAUGCGACUGAUGUUCUUUCCAUGUCACAGCAUGUCCCCGAACUUAAGCUUCCUAUUCUAAUGUUAGGUGACAUAGUAAUUUCUGUUGAGACAGCUGCAAAGCAAGCUGAGGAAAGGGGACACACACUUCUUGAUGAAAUACGCAUCCUUAUGGUUGGUUAAUAUUAUGAUAACCUUUGAUUUCUUCCAAUGACUUCAUUUAGCU
Molecule: messenger RNA, 919 nt
Organism: Carica papaya (papaya)
Lineage: Eukaryota; Viridiplantae; Streptophyta; Magnoliopsida; Brassicales; Caricaceae
Source: RefSeq, a predicted model, not a curated record